Molecule: messenger RNA, 1154 nt
Organism: Monascus purpureus
Lineage: Eukaryota; Fungi; Ascomycota; Eurotiomycetes; Eurotiales; Aspergillaceae
Source: the annotation of a GenBank genome assembly
CUUGCCAUUCACGACCAUCACUGCUGGAGGGAAAUUGACCCUCCGUCUCGGCACGCUGGGGCUCCAGGGUGAAGCAUUUUAUGCAAGCGAUGGAGGACUAUACCCUUCUUCCUUUCCAGCCCUGUCCUUCCUGGUUGCGGUGUUUCCCAGCAUGGACACGGGAUUUCUAAUGGAUAGCUGUGCCCUUGAGGCACCGGCAUUCGCGGACUUGACCAUCUUCCAAUGCUCUCUCUUUAACGCGUUGUAUGUGAGCAACUAUAGCUACGUGAAUGAAGUGCAGAAUAUAAGCACGUCGGUGCUUCUACCGUCACUGAACUCGGUUGGCUAUCUGGGCGGAAGGCGCCGAGCCCAUUGGCGUAUUGAACGCCAAUGGGGCAUUAGUCCACAGUGACGGUUACAACACGACGUUUGUUGAGAUGGUUGCUUACGAGUCUGUCAUGGACGCAUUCGGCCGGGUGAUGGUGGGGAUAAUGGCCAACUCGCUGUCAGACGUGGACCCUGCCCUAUCGUCUCUCACGAACACGAAUAUGAGCAUCAUGUCUACAGUGCUACUGGACACCAACGAGCUAGCGUUUCUGGGCAAUAUGUCAGCGACGUCGUCGUCGCUGAACAUCGAGCAAUUCUUUGCGGACAACUCGAUGUCGAUGGCGCGCAACGACACUCGGGGGCUGCGCAAAGCGAUUGAGGAGUUAUUCUGGAACACGGCGAUUUCCCUGAUGAACGAAAGGACGUUGCAACCGAACAUUUCGGGUCUAUAUGUGCCCAAGGAGGUGAAGAUGACGGUGACGAGCUUCCAGAAUGUCUACUCGUACACGGCGAAGAUAUUGUGGACGGCGUGUGCGAUCGCGAUCUUCCUGACGGUGGUGCGUUCGGGAAUGGGGCUGCUGGCGUUUCUGGCGAACGGACAGAAGUCAUACUGGACGCAGUAUUCGACGAUACUGCGGAUACGCACCAAGCGGAGUUCGCGAGGGCGAUAAGGAUGGGAGCAGUCCGCUGCCGGGAUACAUCGCCGAGGCCAAGGUGCGCUUGGCGCCGGAAUAGGAGGUGAAUAUUUUAAUAUGAUGUAUAUGAAUGCCUUGUGCGGCAGCCAUCGGAAAGUUCCCGCGGAAAAACACGGAUGACAUAUAAUUUCGAGUAAUAAAUUGCAGUGGAAG